AUGGUUGCCAUGGCACUCAGAGAGUGCAAGUCAAUUUUCCAAGGACUUGAAACCCUAGUUGAUGUAGGAGGUGGCACAGGCACAACAUGUAGGAUCAUCUCUGAGAGACAUCCUAAUAUGAAAUGCAUAGUGUUUGAUCUUCCACAAGUUGUUCAAAACUCUUCAGGAAGCAAUAAUCUGAGUUAUGUUGGUGGCAGCAUGUUUGAAUUCAUCCCUUCUGCUGAUGUUGUUUUGUUGAAGUGGAUAUUACAUAACUGGGAUGAUGAGAGCUGCAUAAAAAUACUGAGCAAAUGUAAGGAGGCAGUGACAAAGAAAGGCGAAGCAGGAAAAGUGAUAAUCAUAGAUGCAGUGAUAAAGGAGAAGGAAGAAAAGAAUGAAAUGAGAGAAGUGAAACUUUUGUUCGAUAUUAUGAUGAUGACUUCCUUCAAUGGAAAAGAAAGAACUGAGAAAGAAUGGAACAACCUUCUUGUUUCUGUAGGCUUUAAGCAUCACAAGAUUACUCCUCUUUUCGGUUUUAGGUCAAUUAUUAUAGCAUACCCUUAAUCAGUUAUUACUAUAUAUAUCCUCUGGUUUUCACGACUUAGUUCAGAGAUUAAAGUUUGCGCUCAAAAUUUUAUAAUUCGUUCUACUACUGAUAAUAACAAGUAGCCAUGCAGUGUGUACUGUUGGUGAGAGGUAGUAUUCAUUUGCAAUUGCAAGGAAAUAACAUUGUUCGUUUAUCUUUAA
Messenger RNA from Neltuma alba, 726 nucleotides. Its product is annotated as isoflavone-7-O-methyltransferase 9-like. Lineage: Eukaryota; Viridiplantae; Streptophyta; Magnoliopsida; Fabales; Fabaceae. Gene Ontology annotation, molecular function: O-methyltransferase activity. The record is from RefSeq and is a predicted model, not a curated record. The coding region runs from base 1 to 543 and encodes 180 amino acids. The transcript is spliced from 2 exons.